Messenger RNA from Zea mays, 1803 nucleotides. RefSeq names its product uridine kinase-like protein 3. The transcript has 16 exons. Bases 176 to 1642 code for a protein of 488 amino acids. The record is from RefSeq and is marked validated. Lineage: Eukaryota; Viridiplantae; Streptophyta; Magnoliopsida; Poales; Poaceae. Gene Ontology annotation, molecular function: ATP binding; kinase activity.
ACAUACAUGUAUUCUUGUAGGCUCCCUCUCAUCUCUGCACACCUCCCGCCGCGCCGACCACGCGCCUUUCCCCUUUUCCUCUCCCCCAGAUCCACCCGCCGCGCCACCCCUCUCGGCUCCUCCCAGGCGGCGUCGGCCCUUUCCUCGCCCUCCUCCGUUUCUCUCCGGCGUAUAUAUGGGUUCGAAAUCGGUAGAUGAGGUGCUCGAUGCCGCCGCCGGAGUCCAUUGCUCUGCUCUCCGUCUGGACGGUCCCAACGUCCAGUUUUCCGCCUCCUCCGAGGAAGAACCAACGACGUCUGGCCUGGAGAAUGGCCAUCAGGAGCCCUUUGUUAUUGGCGUUGCUGGGGGUGCAUCGUCAGGCAAAAGUACCGUGUGCAAGAUGAUCAUUGAUCAGCUCCGUGACCAGCGCGUUGUGGCUGUUACACAGGAGUCCUUUUAUUAUGGAUUGACGGAUGAAGAAUUAGUCCAUGUUCAUGAUUAUAAUUUUGAUCAUCCAGAUGCAUUUCAUACAGAGCUACUUCUCUCUUGUAUGCAAAACUUGAAACAUGGCAAAGCUGUCGACAUCCCUAAUUACAACUUCAAGACAUACAAGAGUGUACCAAAUGCAAGGAAGGUUAAUCCUUCAGAUGUUAUUAUUUUGGAAGGAAUUCUAGUUUUUCAUGAUUCACGCCUCAGGGAUUUGAUGAACAUGAAGAUCUUCGUUGAUACAGAUGCCGACGUACGGUUAACAAGGAGGAUCCGUCGUGAUACCAUUGACAAGGGUAGAGAUAUCAAAGCUGUGUUAGAUCAGUACUCAAAAUUUGUUAAGCCUGCUUUUGAAGACUUCAUCCUCCCAACGAAGAAGUAUGCUGAUAUUAUCAUCCCACGAGGUGGAGACAAUGAUGUGGCAAUUGAUCUAAUUGUUCAACAUAUUCGGACUAAACUUGGACAGCAUGAUCUUUGCAAAAUACACCCCAAUUUGUAUGUAAUUCAGACUACUUAUCAGAUACGAGGCAUGCACACAAUAAUAAGGGAUGCUGCCACAGCAACACAUGAUUUCAUAUUUUAUGCUGAUCGGUUGAUUCGACUGGUUGUGGAACAUGGUCUUGGUCAUCUUCCUUUUCAGGAAAAGCAGGUCAUCACUCCGACUGGAUCUGUUUACACUGGUGUGGAGUUCUCCAAAAGGUUGUGUGGUGUCUCAGUGAUCAGGAGUGGCGAAAGCAUGGAGAAUGCGUUACGAGCAUGCUGUAAAGGUAUAAAGAUUGGGAAGAUUCUUAUUCAUCGGGAAGGAGACAAUGGACAACAGCUCAUCUAUCAAAAUUUACCAAAAGAUAUUGCAAAUAGGCAUGUUCUUCUGUUGGACCCCAUAUUGGGAACAGGAAAUUCAGCAGUUCAGGCCAUCUCCCUUCUAUUGAAGAAGGGUGUACAAGAAGCAAAUAUUAUAUUCCUUAAUCUUAUUUCAGCGCCCCAAGGAGUGCAUGUGGUGAGCAAGAGAUUCCCUAGAGUGAAGAUCGUUACUUCGGAGAUUGAGUUUGGUCUAAAUGAUGAUUUCCGUGUUGUGCCUGGGAUGGGCGAAUUUGGAGACAGAUACUUUGGAACAGAUGAUUAUCAGUCAUCGACGCCAUUCUUUUGUGACGAUAAAAAUCGUGUCAGGCUCUUGUGACAUGAAGCCAUGGCUGCGGCGUAUUCUCCAAUUUUUGAGAAACUUAUAUCAGCAUUCCAAACUCUAGAAUGCCAUCAUAAUGUUUUCAUUACCAGACACUGUACCAUGGAACAUCCAGACAGAAAUCACCUCUUAAUAUAAUUGGAUUUGUUCCAUUUUUA